Molecule: messenger RNA, 4810 nt
Organism: Octopus bimaculoides (California two-spot octopus)
Lineage: Eukaryota; Metazoa; Mollusca; Cephalopoda; Octopoda; Octopodidae
Cellular component (GO): cytoplasm
Molecular function (GO): protein binding
Source: RefSeq, a predicted model, not a curated record
UUUAAUCUCAUGCGCACUACUAUUCUGCGCAUUACCAGCAGAAGGCCGACUGAACGGAAGGAUGGUAUUGUCUUUUACUUAAUGUUUUAGUAAUUUCCAACAGAUUUACUUUUCUUAGAUGCAUAUUGUCUAUAUAAGAACAGCGAAAAUAAAUGUCUGCUUGAAUGUAAUUUACCAUUUGUUGGAUGCCCACUAGUCGCUUUAUAACGGCAACAACAGAACAAGGAAGAUGUGAAUAUAUGUCAUUGCCUCGUUAUAGUGACAGACAGGCAGAUCAGAGAAUCCUUAUCCAUCAAGUAUAAGAAAAGAAUACGUAGGAAAGCCCAAUACUGAAGGGUCUUCACCAGACACUAAUACUAUGACUUACGUAUAAUAUAAUUUUGAUUUUCGGUUCCCAGAAUUAUAAUUGUCACUAAAAAUGCCGAUUAAUUAAAAGACUAAAUUAACGUCCAGCUUCCAUCGUCACCAACCAUAUCAUCAAUGAGAAGGCGGAUAAUAGUGGCAUUUUCACUACACAGCUACCUGUCUAAUAAGCAUUAUGAAACCGGAUCCCUAUAAACAAAAGAGUAAACAAGAAAACAGACUUACAAAAUGAACCAAGAACUAUUAUAAAAUAUAAAAAUGCAUAGAAUUAUUAAAUGAUUGUUUUUUUUUCAUCAGUUACAAAAAAAAAAAUGCAGAUUUCGCUACAUCGAAAGAAAUUUGAGUAUGUACCUAAUACAGAAAAAAACCCAUAAACAGCUGUACAGAGAUUAAAAGAAAUCGAUAAUAUAUCUUACGAAAAUUACAUGAAAUAUUUUUAUCAUGUCUUUGAAGAGAACCUACUUUUCUUUAUUUUUCUGUAUGUAGGUGUGAUUUUGUAAAAAGAAUAACGAGAGCAUUCGAACAGUAUUGAGUUUUAUAUAUCACAUCAAAAUUAAAUUGUGUAUAUCCGAGGAAAACUAAGACAUGAAAUUUGGCAUAAAAUAUAAAAUGUUUUUUGUAUUUGUAUUUUUAUCACAUGCAUUAUUCUUAACAGCGCAAUGCAAUCAUUUUCAUGAUUUAAUCUCAAAGUUACAACAGUUGAAGUUAAGUGGUAAUUCCCUGUGUUAAAGUAUGCUCCUCAUAUACCAACGGAUUUUCCUUGAAGUUGGCAUCUCUAUCUCCUCGACUAAAAUUUGAAACACUUAUCACUCAAUUAUCUAUCUUUAUCAUAUUGAUGUCAUUCUAUUUUUAUUUCUUACUUAAUUUUUUUUUUUUUAAUUCCUCUGGUUUCUUCAUUCUGAAUGAAACUUAAACAAUGAGUUCAAGAAAAGGAAAAUCUCGAGACGGAAGCAAAUCCCGCGAAAAUGCUGCUGCCGCAGAAAGGUUAGCUGAUUACACAGGAGUAAGCACAGUGCUUGCCGGUCACAGCAGUGGCGGUGCUGGUUAUUGCAGUAAUUUAAGUGUUGUUGGUGGUAACAGUACUAGUAAUCCAAAUAGUGCUGCUACUUCUAGCAUUACUGGAAGCACCAUUCAAAAUAUUAGUUGCGGUGCUAGUGUCAUUUGUGGUACGACAACUCUAACUACUAUAGCACCGAGUGGCUCACCCGAUCAUGAAGGUUCGGUUUCAAGUUCUAAUCCAAGCCCUUCUGGUUUGGAAACUAGUAGGGAAGAACUUCCAGCCGGAAUGGAUUCAGCAACUCUUAAGGAUAAUCAAAAAGAUCUUGUCAAGGAGAAAAAAGGUAGUUCUUCAUCUUUAGCUGGAGAUACCAAUAAACCUCGUCAAGUAACAGUGACUACUCCUGGCCAAAAAGGGGCAAAACCAACAGUACCAUCCAAGCGGCCCUCAGUAAAGGCUGAUUUGGAUGUAAGUAAAGAAUUUAACAAAUGUAAAGAAGAAGGUGCUGAGAGAUUAGACCUCAGUAAGUCUCAAAUAACUGUCAUACCUAGCUCUGUUAAAGAGUUAACACAGCUGAGUGAGCUUUAUUUGUAUGGAAACCGAUUAUCAGUGCUCCCCACAGAAAUUGGUUGGUUAAAUAAUCUGCAAACACUUGCGUUGAGUGAAAAUAACCUGACAACACUCCCUGAAUCCCUGGCAAACUUAAAGCGUCUUAAAGUAUUGGAUCUUAGGCAUAAUAAAUUAAAUGAGAUACCUGAUGUUGUAUAUAAACUCAAUUCACUGACUACUUUAUUUUUACGGUUCAAUAGAAUAAGAAUAGUAGAUGAAGCUAUAAACAAUUUAACUAAUUUAGCCAUGUUUAGUUUAAGAGAAAAUAAAAUCAAGGAACUUCCGAAAGGUGUGGGAAAUCUUGUAAACCUUGUUACUUUUGAUAUUUCACAUAAUCAUCUUGAACAUCUUCCUGAAGAAAUUGGUAAUUGUGUUAUGCUGAAUUCCCUAGACCUCCAACAUAAUGAAUUACUAGACAUACCUUCUUCUAUUGGUAAUUUACGAUCACUUACAAGAUUAGGUUUAAGAUAUAAUAGUUUAACCAAGGUCCCAAAAUCCCUGGAAAAUUGUGUAAAUAUGGAUGAGUUUAAUGUUGAAGGAAACAACAUAUCAUCAUUACCUGAAGGUUUGCUGUCAAGCCUAACUCAACUCUCCACAAUUACAUUGUCUCGGAAUGUUUUUCAAUCCUAUCCAUCAGGUGGUCCUUCGCAGUUUUGCUCAGCAUAUUCAAUCAACCUGGAACAGAAUCAAAUAAACAAAAUUCCUUAUGGUAUAUUUUCUCGGGCCCAAUAUUUGACAAAGCUCAAUAUGAAAGACAAUCAGUUAACAUCAUUACCUUUGGACAUUGGAACUUGGUUAAAUAUGGUAGAAUUAAAUCUAGGUACAAAUCAACUAUCCAAGAUUCCUGAAGAUAUUCAAGAUCUACAAAAGCUUGAGGUUCUCACACUCAGUAAUAACCUCCUUCGGGUAAAGCCUCCAGAUGUAUCCAAUUUAAGAAAAGUGAAAAUAAAAGACAUACAUACAAAUACCUGUCAGUCUCUUCCAAAUACGAUCGGUCAAUUGAGAAAACUUCAGCGACUUGUUGUACAAUCCAAUAAAUUAACCAGUUUACCAAGAGCUAUUGGCUCUCUCACUGAUCUGACAUACCUAGGUGCUGGUGAAAACAAUCUAAGUACAUUACCACAAGAAAUAGGUUGUCUUGAAAAUUUGGAGUCUUUAUAUAUAAAUGACAACCCUGAACUUCACAGUCUCCCAUAUGAAUUGGCUUUAUGUGGAAACUUACAGAUUAUGAGCAUAGAAAAUUGCCCUCUGAGUCAAAUUCCUGGAGAAAUUGUAAACAAAGGACCAUCUCUUGUUAUUCAGUUCCUGAAGCUGCGUGGUCCUUACUAUUGUCAGAUGUGAGAAUAAGAAACAUAGAAGACUAUAUUACCUUUUAUAUUCCAUCACUGUUCUUACUAUUGCUGUUCAAGUGAUGCUACUAAUUUUGCUGGGCUGCCAAUACUGCUGUUAUUGUUGUUCUCUUAGAUAUACCAAUACCAGUUUGCUUCAUUAAAUAGUCAGUCAUCUUUGUGAUGUAUCUGCCUCUCCAAUCUUUCUUUCUAAAUAUACAGUUUCAGUUUCUCAAGUUUUUUUACACAACAGUUUAUGAAUCUACUGGCUAAUGUUAGAUCUCUUUAGAUGAUUAAUUCAAUUACCACUAUUAUUUUUAAGUAGAAUUUUUCUAUAUCUGUCUCUCUAAUAGUGCCCAGUUAAAAUCAACCAGGCCUUUCAAUUGCAAACAGUUUACAGUUUUUCUCUAGUACUAGACAGCUAUAUUGGGCUAUUUUUGCCUGUCCUUUCUAUACUUCAGCUUCAUAAUAAUCUUAAAGAAUAAAUUAAUGUCUAAUGAAUCAGUGUAACUACAGAAAGUAUAAGGAUUCACAAAUGGAUAAUUGAAAGCUAUGUGUCUUGGAAAUAGGUAAUUUCAUUUUUUUUUUAAUCUGCUGAUAAAUAUAUAUAUAUUAUAAUAAUAAAAAAGGCUUUUGCUGCUGGCACUAAUUUCUGUUAUAUCACCUCAUCCCUGCUGAUAUUUUUUUUUAAUAUUUAUUCAUUUUUCCCCACAGCUCUUUCUGUAUUCAAAUUUUGUAUGAACUUGCCCAAAUCACAGAAAUUGAUUUAUGAUAUUGUCCUUGUGCAUUUUUUUAAAUAACAUACUAUAAUUUAGUAUGUACUAAUAUUAAUUCAAUUGAAUCAAACAGUUUUUUUUAGUAAUUUUCACAACAGAACAUUUUGUUUCUUUAGCUUUUUUUUUUGUAUAAAUCAUUCCUAUUCUUCAAUAAUUAUUUUAUAAUAUUUUAUUUUCAUAAAAGUUUAUAUUAUUUAAUUUUUAUUUUAGUCACUUAUUCAUAUUUCAUUUGUUCAUAUUUUUUUAAGAAAAUAAAAACUUUCAAGGAAAUGUCUAUUAACAAAGAACAUGAACCCUCUUGUUUUAAUAUGACAUGAAAACAUGCCUCCCUUUCAUUGACUCUUGCUUUAUAUUUAUUUGAUUGACUCUAUUUGCUCUAUACUUCCAAGAUCACUUCAGAAAUAAUGUUAAUCCCUUUGCACAUAUCAAAAAUGUGCUAAUUUAUUUAAGGAACCAAAUAUUUGUCAAAUUUAGGUUUUGCUAACAUUUGAAUCAAUUUAAAAUGGUUACAAUUUCACCACACCACCUGAAUUUUAUGAAUUUUAUUAAAAAGAACAAAUCCUAGCAGGAAAUAAUGUUAGCAUCUCAAGCAAUACUUCAACCAGGAUUUACUCACAGGAAUCAGUUCUGAGUCUGACUUUUUAUCAGGGAAUAAGGGAAAACAUUUUUCAUUGAUAAAGAUUUUUUUAAAAUCUACUGAAUUCACUUCAAUUAAUAAAUCAUUUCUGAAAUAUUAA